Drosophila serrata is the source of this 748-nucleotide messenger RNA. Its product is annotated as succinate dehydrogenase assembly factor 2-B, mitochondrial. Gene Ontology annotation, cellular component: mitochondrion. NCBI's taxonomy places the organism in Eukaryota, Metazoa, Arthropoda, Insecta, Diptera, Drosophilidae. Gene Ontology annotation, biological process: mitochondrial electron transport, succinate to ubiquinone; mitochondrial respiratory chain complex II assembly; protein-FAD linkage. The record is from RefSeq and is a predicted model, not a curated record.
CAUUUGGCUGGUCACAUUGUUGUUAUAUCAUUGUUAUUCUUCUAAUUUUUGUAUUUCAACAUGUUGAGACAAUUUUUGGUAUCGACAGGCUGCCGUCGCCUAGCACUCCCAAUCAUUGCACAGAAUCGUUCCGCUAGUAAUUUGGAUAAAACGGAAUUCACAACGCCCGGCGAGAUAGUGGACUACGAUGAUCCACCCCACUUGCCCGUGCCGGAGUAUCCAGCCCGUCCUGAUGAGCCUCUCGAAAAGCGCAAGCAGCGGCUCCUCUAUCAGAGCCGUAAGCGAGGCAUGUUGGAGAAUGAUCUGUUGCUGAGUACCUUUGUGGCCAAAUUUCUAAGGGAUUUCAAUGCCGAGCAGACAGCCGAGUAUGAUCGCUUAAUUAAUGGCGUUAGCAACGAUUGGGAUAUAUUCUAUUGGGCCACUGAAACCAAGCCCACGCCUCCAGAAUUUGAUACGGAAAUAAUGAGAAUGCUCAAGGAGCAUGUCAAGAAUGCGGAGAAAGUGCAGAGGAUUAGGCAGCCAGAUUUGUAGAUGCUGCAUGGAGGUUAUAUUAAUAGAUCGGUGUGGAUUCUAAAUCGCUUAAAUGACGUCUAAAAGUAGGCGAGAAAUUACGGUAGUGUAACUUUGCCUAUUUUUGAGAGGAUUAACAUUUGUAGGAAAUCGUCAGAGUUUAAAUCCUUGGCGAUUUGUGAUUUAAAAGAUGUAUAAGAAAUAUUUUAAUUUAAGUUGAUUUUUUUUCAUUUUAAUG